CUCCAGCUCUGGCAGUGGUGGUUGCGUUGGUGGAGGUGGCUCAAGUUAUGGAGGAGGAGGAAGCUCUGGCAGAAGAGGAUCCAUCUCUGGAGGUGGAGGAGGUGGCUCUGGUAUGGGAAGCUCCAGCUCUGGAGGUGGCAGCUCUGGAGGUUGGGGCUCCAGCUCUGGCAGUGGCAGAUGCAGUCCCCAUGGUGGGGGAAUGAGCUCUGGUGGUGGCAGCAGCUCUGGCAGGAGAGGAUCCAUCUCUGGAGGUGGAGGAGGCGGCUCAGGUAUGGGAAGUUCCAGCUCUGGAGGUGGCAGCUCAGGAGGAGGCUCAGGAUUUGGAGGAGGAAGCUCCGGUCAUGGAGGCUCCAGCUCUGGAGGUUGGGGCUCCAGCUCUGGCAGUGGCAGAUGCAGUCCCCAUGGUGGGGGAAUGAGCUCUGGUGGUGGCAGCAGCUCUGGUAGGAGAGGAUCCAUCUCUGGAUCAGGAGGAAGCUCUGGUCAUGGAGGCUCCAGCUCUGGAGGCUGGGGCUCCAGCUCUGGCAGUGGUGGUUGCAUUGGUGGUGGCAGCUCAGGAUAUGGAGGAGGCAGCUCAGGUAUGGGCAGCUCCAGCUCUGGAGGUGGCAGCUCUGGAGGUGGCUCAGGGUAUGGAGGAGGAGGAAGCUCCGGUCAUGGAGGCUCCAGCUCUGGCAGUGGCAGUUGCGUUGGUGGAGGUGGCUCAAGUUAUGGAGGAGGAGGAAGCUCUGGCAGGAGAGGAUCCAUCUCUGGAGGUAGCUCUGGAUCAGGAGGUGUGUCAGGAGGUGGCUCAGGAUACGGAGGAGGAGGCAGCUCAGGCAGAAGAGGAUCCAUCUCUGGAGGUGGAGGAGGAGGCGGCUCAGGUAUGGGCAGCUCCAGCUCUGGAAGUGGCAGCUCUGGAGGUGGCUCAGGAUAUGGAGGAGGAAGCUCCGGUCAUGGAGGCUCCAGCUCUGGAGGUUUUGGCGCCAGCUCUGGUAGUGGUGGUCGCAUUGGUGGUGGUAGCUCUGGGUCAGGAGGUAUCUCAGGAGGCGGUUCAGGAUAUGGAGGUGGCAGCUCUGGAGGAGGAUCGGGAUUUGGAGGGGGAAGCUCAGGUCAUGGAGGUUCCAGCUCUGGAGGUUGGGGCUCCAGCUCUGGCAGUGGCUGUUGCACUGAGGGAGGAUACGGAGGAGGCUCAAGUUAUGGAAUUGGAGGCAGCUCAAGCAGUGGAGGCUCCGUCUGUUGUGGCGGAGGAGCUUCAGUCUAUGGAGGAGGUGGAAGCUCAGGCAGUGAAUGCUCCAUCUCAGGAGGUGGUGGGAGCUCUGGGUCAGGAGGUGGGGUGUCGAGCUGUGGAGGUAUCUGUGGCUCUGGCAGUGGAGGGUAUGGCUCUGGAGGUUGGGAAUCCAGCUCAGGGGGUGUCUAUGGUUCUGACAGUGAAGGUUAUGGCUCUUCCUUUGGUGCUUCCUCUGGAGGGGAAGGGGGUUAUGGUGUGGGCAGCUGUGGAGAUGGGACUCCCGAAGGAGGGUGUCCUUCCCGAAGGCGGGUUUACUGGUCUGUCUUUGGAAGUGGAUCUGAUUCUUCUGGAGAUGCACCCCAAAACUGAUAUUUCCAUGCCAAAAUCUGCCAGAAGAGGGAUGGAAGAAGACAUUGAUCUCACCUUUGAGGCAAUGGUUUCUUCUCCAUCACUGAGUCACUGCUUCUCUGAAUGGGUCACACAUAAUCCUGAGCUCUCCUCUUCCUCCACAGCCAUUCUCCAACCAUACACCCCGGGUCUAGGGCAUGGUUGUGAUGGUUGCUCUUGUUUCUUCAAGUGUUCUCUGAGCCCUUGAGCUCAGCUCUUUGGAACUUUUGUCUUUGGCAACUAAAAGCUUGAAACCCUG
Molecule: messenger RNA, 1850 nt
Organism: Melopsittacus undulatus (budgerigar)
Lineage: Eukaryota; Metazoa; Chordata; Aves; Psittaciformes; Psittaculidae
Exons: 5
Coding region: 483-1799 (438 amino acids)
Source: RefSeq, a predicted model, not a curated record